CUCGACCCAAAACCCUAACCCUUCCGCACCUAUUUCUCACUUCGGAGCCGCAUUAGGGUUGCACAGAGAGGGAACAAUGGUGUCUGGCUCAGGUAUCUGCGCUAAGCGCGUUGUGGUGGACGCCCGCCACCACAUGCUCGGCCGCCUGUCUUCGAUCCUGGCCAAGGAGCUGCUCAAUGGGCAGAAGGUCGUGGUUGUUCGCGCGGAGGAGAUCUGUAUCUCCGGUGGGCUGGUGAGGCAGAAGAUGAAGUACAUGAGGUUCUUGCGUAAGCGCAUGAACACUAAGCCUUCUCAUGGUCCCAUCCACUUCCGCGCCCCGGCUAAGAUCCUCUGGCGCACCAUCCGUGGGAUGAUUCCCCAUAAGACUAAGCGUGGUGCUGCUGCACUUGCUCGUCUGAAGGCAUAUGAGGGUAUUCCACCUCCAUAUGACAAGACUAAGAGGAUGGUCAUUCCUGAUGCGCUCAAGGUCUUGAGGCUGCAAGCAGGACACAAGUACUGUUUGUUGGGCAAGCUUUCUUCAGAGGUUGGAUGGAACCACUAUGAGACCAUUAAGGAGCUUGAGAACAAGAGAAAGGAGAGGGCCCAAGUUGCGUAUGAGAGGAAGAAACAGUUGAACAAACUGAGGGUGAAAGCAGAGAAGUCUGCUGAGGAGAAACUAGGACCUCAGCUAGAGAUCAUUGCCCCCAUUAAAUAUUGAUGAGUAGACAUUUGUGUGUUUAAGAUGAUAAUCUUGUUGACGAUUGAGUUCAGAGAUUAUUUUUGUUCGUGUUAUGAUACCUUGUUCGUUUUAAUGGCCAAUUAAUUGCGUGGUAGUUGUUUCUUAUAGAUUUCACUUGUAUGCGAUUUGGUAUUUUAUGAAAUAUCUGAAAUCACUUUUAUGAAA
This is a messenger RNA of Malus domestica (apple), 883 nucleotides long. RefSeq names its product large ribosomal subunit protein uL13w. The record is from RefSeq and is a predicted model, not a curated record. Gene Ontology annotation, biological process: negative regulation of translation; translation. Gene Ontology annotation, molecular function: structural constituent of ribosome; mRNA binding. Gene Ontology annotation, cellular component: ribosome; cytosolic large ribosomal subunit. Lineage: Eukaryota; Viridiplantae; Streptophyta; Magnoliopsida; Rosales; Rosaceae.